Molecule: messenger RNA, 933 nt
Organism: Venustampulla echinocandica
Lineage: Eukaryota; Fungi; Ascomycota; Leotiomycetes; Helotiales; Pleuroascaceae
Exons: 1
Coding region: 1-933 (310 amino acids)
Biological process (GO): biosynthetic process
Cellular component (GO): cytoplasm
Molecular function (GO): isomerase activity
Source: RefSeq, a predicted model, not a curated record
AUGAAGCUCAAUUUCACCACCCUCGACGUCUUUACAACAGCGCGCUACAAAGGCAACCCACUUUCCAUCAUCUCCGUCCCCUCCUCCCUAAAACCCAGCCUCACACAGACCCAAAAACAAGCCAUAGCCCAAGAAUUCAACCUCUCUGAAAUCGUAUUCCUACACCUCCCUCCCCCAGAUGCCGACUCAAACGCCAAUGCCGAGAGGGAAAUCGACAUAUUCACCUCCCACGCCGAAGUACCUUUUGCGGGCCACCCUACAGUCGGAACAUCGUACUACCUCCUCAGGAACCUCUCCGGAGACGGAAAGAAUGUAAAAACACUCAUCACGAAAGCGGGACGGAUCCCCAUCUCCCUCUCGGAGGCAGAUGGUACGAAGGUCCAGGCUUUAGUCCCGUUCGACUUCCACAUCCACGCUCUUAAAUUCUCCACCCCUUCAACUCUCGAGGGUACCAAUAAGAACAAUCCCGUGGUCUCGAUAGUAAACGGGAUGUCCUUCGUCCUCGUUUCCCUACCUUCUCUCUCAGCUCUAGAAAAUGCGCUGAAAUCUGGCAAUCUAACGGGGAAGGAUACUACCUAUGACCCGUCUGCUCUUGAUGAGGGAUGGAGGAAUGGCCUUAUCGGGACGAUGUAUUUCGUCUCCGUAGGCGAGGAGAAUGGGGAGAGACGGUACCGCACGAGGAUGUUUGCGAGUAGGGAGGAUCCUGGGACUGGGAGCGCGAGUUCGGGGUUGGCGUGUUUCCUUGCUCUUGAGAGUGCGAAGGCCAGAGGGGUGGGUCAGAGGACAACAGAGAGGUUUGUUUUUGAGCAGGGUGUUGAAAUGGGACGGCGGAAUGAGAUUACUGUGGAGGUCGAGGUUGACGGGGGAGAGGUUAAGAAGGUGCUUUUGAGUGGCGCGGCGGUGCAGGUUAUGGAGGGGAGUUUGGAGGUAUGA